Messenger RNA from Solanum stenotomum, 597 nucleotides. RefSeq names its product receptor-like protein 52. The transcript is spliced from 2 exons. The record is from RefSeq and is a predicted model, not a curated record. Bases 1 to 597 code for a protein of 198 amino acids. Lineage: Eukaryota; Viridiplantae; Streptophyta; Magnoliopsida; Solanales; Solanaceae. Gene Ontology annotation, molecular function: protein binding.
AUGGCACAUUUGCGUAGGCUUAAGUUUCUUGAUUUAAGUUUAAACAGCUUCACAGGGGAAAUUCCUUCUUGGUUUGGGUUUUUACACCAACUUCAAGUUGUAAACCUUAGGAGUAACAGUUUUACUGGUUCCAUUCCUCCGUCACUCUCGAAUGCCUCAAGGUUGGAGAUUUUAGAAAUAUCUACCAAUUUACUUGAGGGAAACAUCCUGGAAGAGUUUGGCAAUCUUCACAACCUGAAAUCGUUGUCCAUAGAACAAAAUCAGCUUACAGGUUCUAUACCAUUCACAAUAUUCAAUAUUUCUAGAAUUGAAGUCAUUAGAUUUUCAGAUAAUAGCCUAUCAGGAGAUCUUCCCAAUGGUUUAUGCAAUGAUCUCCCAAUACUCAAAGAGCUUUAUCUAUCCGGAAACAAGCUUGAUGGUCAUAUGCCUACAAGCUUGUCAAAUUGUUCACGACUUCAAAUAUUGUCUCUAUCCCAAAAUGAUUUUGAUGGACCAAUACAUAAUGAAAUUGGAAGAUUGAGUAACUUGCAGACAUUAGAAAUCGGAUACAACCAUUUCACAGGUAUAAUUCCACAAGAAAUCGGAAAUCUUUGUUAA